Messenger RNA from Anolis carolinensis (green anole), 2379 nucleotides. RefSeq names its product basic leucine zipper and W2 domains 2 (gene bzw2). The coding region runs from base 33 to 1427 and encodes 464 amino acids. Lineage: Eukaryota; Metazoa; Chordata; Lepidosauria; Squamata; Anolidae. The transcript has 12 exons. Gene Ontology annotation, molecular function: protein binding. The record is from RefSeq and is a predicted model, not a curated record. Gene Ontology annotation, cellular component: cytoplasm; membrane.
CGGGAGGAGGAGGUUAAUAACAGGCUCUGUGUAUGUGUUUGUGUGUCAAUGUUACUGCCCUUCACUUCUUCAUUGUCUGCUGCUGGAAGCGUCGCUCCUUCGCCUGUUUCCCCCGUUUCUUCCUUAGAGAGAAGCCCUUUCCCCGAGAGAGAAAUUUUAUGAAUAAGCAUCAGAAGCCGGUGCUAACAGGCCAACGGUUCAAAACUAGGAAGAGGGAUGAAAAGGAGAAAUUCGAACCCACGGUUUUCCGGGAUACAAUCGUCCAAGGUCUCAACGAAGCUGGUGAUGACUUGGAAGCUGUAGCCAAAUUUCUGGAUGGAACAGGCUCAAGGCUAGAUUAUCGCCGCUAUGCCGACACCCUCUUUGACAUCUUAAUAGCUGGCAGCAUGCUAGCGCCAGGAGGGACAAGAAUAGAUGACAAUGACAAGACUAAGAUGACCAAUCACUGUGUGUUUUCCGCACAAGAAGAUCACGAUGCCCUCCGACAUUAUGCUCAGGUCUUCAAUAAACUCAUCAGGAGAUACAAAUAUUUGGAGAAAGCAUUUGAAGAUGAAAUUAAAAAGCUCCUGUUAUUCCUUAAAGCCUUUUCUGAAACGGAGCAGACAAAGUUGGCAAUGCUCACCGGAAUCUUGCUAGCCAACGGGACACUUCCUGCUACCAUUUUAACAAGCCUUUUCACUGACAAUAUUGUCAAAGAAGGUAUUGCAGCUUCUUUUGCUGUCAAGCUUUUUAAAGCCUGGAUGCUAGAAAAAGAUGCCAAUUCAGUUACCUCCUCUUUAAGAAAAGCUAACUUAGAUAAGAGGUUGCUAGAACUGUUUCCUCCCAACCGGCAGAAUGUGGAUCAUUUUGCAAAAUACUUCACUGAUGCCGGACUCAAAGAGCUUUCAGAUUUCCUUCGAGUUCAGCAGUCACUGGGGACGAGGAAAGAGCUGCAAAAGGAACUCCAGGAGCGCCUUUCUCAGGAAUGUCCCAUUAAAGAGAUGGUGCUUUACGUGAAAGAAGAAAUGAAGAGGAACGAUCUUGCAGAACCAGCAGUGAUUGGACUCCUCUGGUCCUGUAUAAUGAAUGCUGUUGAAUGGAACAAGAAAGAAGAGUUGGUUGCUGAGCAGGCACUUAAACAUUUGAAGCAAUAUGCACCUUUGCUGGCUGUUUUCAGCACCCAGGGCCAGUCAGAGUUGAUCCUACUUCAGAAGGUUCAGGAAUACUGCUAUGAUAACAUCCACUUUAUGAAAGCCUUUCAGAAGAUUGUGGUGCUCUUUUAUAAAGCGGAUGUCCUAAGUGAAGAGGCCAUCUUGAAAUGGUAUAAAGAGGCACAUCUUGCUAAAGGCAAAAGCGUUUUCCUUGACCAGAUGAAGAAAUUUGUUGAGUGGCUGCAGAAUGCUGAGGAAGAAUCAGAAUCUGAAGGGGAAGAAAACCAAGAUGGCUGAAUGAAGCACAAAACUAAAGUUACAGCUAAUUGCGUCUUGGGGGAUUUUGUACCGUUCACACAAAAGACUCUUACUUCAAUGUCAUACCGAAAACUUUAGCCAGGCUUUCCUUUUGUUUAGAAGAAUAAAAUGUGGAGCCCUGCAAUGUUAGAUGCUGUACUUGAAACUCUCCUUCUGGCACAUCGUACACUAAUGUAGGCCAGGGGCAUUCAGCAAGGAGACAUUUAGGAGAACAGAACUAAAUUACUUCAGGACUCCUUUUUAUUAGUAUCUUUCAGGUACUUUGGUGUCUGUCCGUAGGGUUGUUCGAUCUGUGCGUGUAGCUCAAUGCUUGUGUAUGUGAUUUGACAUGGCCACAUUUUUUGGAAUUAAAUGGCUUUUAUAUCUUAAAUCAUGCUACUACACAUUGUUUGUUUCAGAAGUGGCUAAACUAGUUUUGGAAUUCUUCAGGCAGGUGCCAGAAAGCUCAAGACUGCACUUUAUUUUAUUGACAUGGCAAGCAACUUCUCUAUUUGUUUGCAUGGAGAGUUUCCACACUUGGAUUUGACAUCUUCAGGAACGUGUGACCUUGAUGUUGAAACUCUGAGUCUUUGGGGGCUCCCAUUUAAGAACCAAUGGCAAUGCAUUUGCAUUACCAGAAUUAGGCGAUAGUUUGCCAUAUGGAUAAAUAACAUGGUUGAGUAUGAUCCAGAUGUUAUUAUAUGUUAUUGAAACCCAAGGUGAGGAAUGCUGGGAGUGAUAUCUCAAAGGCUGCCUGAUUUGGACCCCAAUGUAGAAUAUCAGUAAGGCUUCUGUAUGACAAGGAAGCCUAUAUGGUAGAUAAAUUGGAAUGAGUAGAGGGUGGAGGUUCGUUUCACAUUAUUAGAUUUCAUUCCAUUAUGAGUUUGAAGCUUGUCUAAGCAAUCAAUUGCAACAUGUCUAAUCAAUUAAAAACCUUUGUUGAUUAAAAGCC